Messenger RNA from Lucilia cuprina (Australian sheep blowfly), 1470 nucleotides. RefSeq lists its product as uncharacterized. NCBI's taxonomy places the organism in Eukaryota, Metazoa, Arthropoda, Insecta, Diptera, Calliphoridae. Bases 1 to 1470 code for a protein of 489 amino acids. The record is from RefSeq and is a predicted model, not a curated record. The transcript is spliced from 8 exons.
AUGAUAGAAAGGUUUCUAGAACUUCGAAAUGCCGUAAGUGAUAUAUUACUUCGACACAAAACUGCCCCACCAAUAUUGACAGGUAUGGAAUUAUCCACAUCCUCAAAACUACUUAACAUAUUACGGCCUUUUGAGGCAGCUACAAAAGAAAUAUCCGGUGAUACAUAUUGCAAUAGCAGCAAAGUUAUUCCGCUAGUUCACUGUAUGGUAUCGAAACUAAAAGCUCUUGAAAUUGAAGAACCCUUGUUAAAUGAAGUACAUAAAAUGGCUCUUAUUGAAAUCAACAAGCGAAUGGGUGCUAUCGAACAUGUAUCACUUCUGGCUAUUGCCACAUUAUUGGAUCCACGCCGGCCUUCGGCCGGUCACAAGGGUUUUAUCCUCUGGGGUACAUUGGACACCGGCUUCGCUAAGAAUACACUCUCCCUGUAUCAAGAGUGUUCAGCCUUAGGCCGACUAUUUAGGAAAUCUUUACUAAGCGAAGCCGAUGUUGGUCAUAUUAUAGACAGGUAUAAGAUGAAUGAAUACUUACUCUCGAGCUAUUUAUCUAAUGAAAUUGUUGGCUCUAUAUCAAAGCGUUCUGGCAAAGCUAAAAACUAUUCAUACGCAGAUGUCAGCGAUGACAACUUUGUGCCUACGAAUCACAAACUAAUUGAAGAUGAAGGAUCUUCUCAGUAUUCGACGUGGUUAAAAAGAAUGAAUACAUUUGAAGACAUUCAAAGACAGUUAUUUAAUAAAAAAUCUCAACAUGCUGACAAAAGAAAAGCUAAUCGUCGUCAGUCAAUAAAUAUAAAUUUGGAGCCAUCGUAUGUCGACGCAGAUGCGGAUGAAGGUUUAGAAUAUUUGGAAGACGGUGAUGUUACCGGAUAUGCUUUCACAAAUAAUUUAGCUGAAUAUAAUGCUCCAAUUAACUUGUACAAAAAUCAUCAAAAGUCACUAGUGGAAGGAAAAGCUGGUAACGUGGAAAAGCAGACCAUAAAUAAAGCUGGUUAUGAUAACGGAUAUGAUGACUAUAACACACCGGCACAUCCAGUACCUAAUCUGGUUUCUGCAGCACCAUCGAAACAAACAAAAGAAAUUGGAUUAAAAGACAUCACGGAUAUUGCUUUAACUACGUUAGCAUUUCUAUCAUUUGGAAUGUUUAUUCUUCAAGUUCUAAUGUGCAUAACAAUGAGCAAAGAUGAUACAAGUAAUAUGGUGAUGCUUCCAAUGGAAGGAACUGAUAACGGUGAUAUACCAGGUGAUGAUAACACGGAAGAAAUAAGAAGAAAACGUCGUUCAAUCACAUAUACACAGAUGCAGAAUAUUGAAGUGAUAGACCACUUAUCUAAAAUAGCAUUGGUCUCACUUAAUGGUGUAACAUCCAUGUCUGAGGAUGGUGGAACAUGUCAUCAUUUUUCAUUAUGUGAAAAUAACAAAUUUGCGAAGCAUUUACAAGAUACAAGGAAACUUUGGAUUCCAGUAUGGAGGUAA